Messenger RNA from Uncinocarpus reesii 1704, 261 nucleotides. RefSeq lists its product as uncharacterized. The record is from RefSeq and is a predicted model, not a curated record. Bases 1 to 261 code for a protein of 86 amino acids. The transcript is spliced from 4 exons. NCBI's taxonomy places the organism in Eukaryota, Fungi, Ascomycota, Eurotiomycetes, Onygenales, Onygenaceae.
AUGACUGCUCAAACGGGCGCCAGUACGAUCAAGACGAAGGAGGAUGAGUCCCAUGAGUACUGGGGCAAAGCGGAGCGGACGUUUAAAAAUAAAUCCGCCAGCGAAUUUUUCGAUCCCUGCCAGGAAUUCGCAGAUCGGAGUAUCAAGUGCAUGAGACGCAACGGCGGAGACAGGGACAUGUGUGGAGACUAUUUUCAGGCGUAUCGUGACUGUAAAAAGGCAUGGAUGGCUCAAAAGGACGAGGCAAAGCGAAAAUCAUGA